AUGGUUCAGAAUUCAGUUCAGUUUGGGGGUUCUCCGACAGAGGAUCAUAAUAUGCAUAUUCGGGAUUUCAUCGAGAUCUGCGACACUUUCAAGUUCAAUGGAGUUACUGAAGAUGCCAUCAAAUUGAGGCUAUUCUCAUUUUCUCUGAGGGAUAAAGCUAAGGGAUGGUUGCAUUCUCUACCUGCAGGAUCUAUUACGACAUGGGAGGAUCCGGGUCAAAAAUUUCUUACUAAAUUCUUCCCUAUGGCCAAAAUAGCUGCAAUCAGGAAUGCUAUCACUCAAUUUUCUCAGCAGUCUGGUGAAACUCUAUGUGAAGCUUUGGAAUGCUACAAGGAGAUGCUUCGAAAGUGUCCUCAUCAUGGGAUGCCGGAUUGGAUGGUGAUAGAUUGCAUCCAUUAUGGCUUGGGACCUCAAUCGAGGCCAAUGCUCGAUGCAGGAUCAGGUGGAGUUCUAUGGGCUAAGAGCUAUGAUGAAGCUUACGAGUUGAUCGAGAUGAUGGCUGCGAAUGAAUAUCAGAAUCCUACUCAACGUCUUCAUCAGGGCAAAGCAGCAGGAAUUCUGGAUAUCGAUGCUACUACAACCAUAGCUGCUCAGCUUAAGGCUCUUAUUAUGAAGGUGAAUUCUUUAGCAAACUUGGGAGUGCAUCAGCCACCUACUGUUUGCGAGCUUUGUGCGGGUACACAUUCUACUGAUCAGUGGGCCAUAUCUAGUGAAUCAGCUCAGUUUGUGAGCAAUUUUCAGAGUUCUCAGCACCCAGCCCCUGCCACUUAUCACCCCAAUAAUCGGAAUCAUCCGAAUUUCAGCUGGAGCAACAAUCAGAAUUUCAUGCAACAACCACAGCAACAGUUUGAAGCAUGGAGCUAG
This is a messenger RNA of Daucus carota subsp. sativus, 864 nucleotides long. RefSeq lists its product as uncharacterized. Lineage: Eukaryota; Viridiplantae; Streptophyta; Magnoliopsida; Apiales; Apiaceae. The record is from RefSeq and is a predicted model, not a curated record. The transcript has a single exon. Bases 1 to 864 code for a protein of 287 amino acids.